Molecule: messenger RNA, 5165 nt
Organism: Microcebus murinus (gray mouse lemur)
Lineage: Eukaryota; Metazoa; Chordata; Mammalia; Primates; Cheirogaleidae
Source: RefSeq, a predicted model, not a curated record
GUUAAUGAAGCUUAUUGAGUUUCAAAAGUUGUGUUGAGAAGUAUUCUUUGCAAGUUAUGAAGAAUUACAAUGAUGCUUUGGCCAGUAAAAGUUGUGUUUAAACUGGUAUUCUUGUGUUUUGUUUUGUUUUUCAAAAUUCAGAGUACAGUUAUGGCCACCCAGGUAAUGGGGCAGUCUUCUGGAGGAGCAGGGCUGUUCACCGGCAGUGGCAGCAUUGGCAUGGCGUUGCCUAACGACAUGUACGACUUGCAUGACCUCUCCAAAGCCGAGCUGGCCGCCCCCCAGCUUAUCAUGCUGGCAAACGUAGCUUUAACUGGGGAAGUAAACGGCAGCUGCUGCGAUUACCUGGUCGGUGAAGAAAGACAGAUGGCAGAAUUGAUGCCUGUUGGGGAUAACAACUUUUCAGACAGUGAUGGAGAAGGACUGGAGGAGUCUCCUGAAAUAAAAGGGGAACCGCAUGGACUGGAAAACGUGGAACUGAGAAAUUUGGAACUCAGUGUUGUAGAACCUCAGCCUGUCUUUGAGGCAUCAGCUGCCUCCGAAGUUUACAACUCAAAUAAAGAUCUUCCUGCAGAAACACCUGGAGGAGAGGACAAAUGCAAGAACUUGAAGACCAAACCCUUUCGCUGUAAGCCGUGCCAGUAUGAAGCAGAGUCUGAAGAACAGUUUGUGCAUCACAUUCGAGUUCACAGUGCCAAGAAGUUUUUCGUGGAGGAAAGCGCAGAGAAGCAAGCAAAAGCCAGGGAAUCUGGCUCCUCCACUCCAGAAGAGGGCGAUUUCUCCAAGGGCCCCAUUCGCUGUGACCGCUGCGGCUACAAUACCAAUCGCUACGAUCACUAUACGGCCCACCUGAAGCACCACACCAGAGCUGGGGAUAACGAGCGAGUGUACAAGUGCAUCAUUUGUACAUACACCACAGUGAGCGAGUACCACUGGAGGAAACACUUGAGAAACCAUUUUCCAAGAAAAGUGUACACAUGUGGAAAAUGCAACUAUUUUUCAGACAGAAAAAACAAUUAUGUUCAGCAUGUUAGAACUCACACAGGAGAACGCCCAUAUAAAUGUGAACUUUGUCCAUACUCAAGUUCUCAGAAGACUCAUCUAACUAGACAUAUGCGUACUCAUUCAGGUGAGAAGCCAUUUAAAUGUGAUCAGUGCAGUUAUGUGGCCUCUAACCAACAUGAAGUAACCCGCCAUGCAAGACAGGUUCACAAUGGGCCCAAACCUCUUAAUUGUCCACACUGUGACUACAAAACAGCGGAUAGAAGCAACUUCAAAAAACAUGUGGAGCUACAUGUUAACCCACGGCAGUUCAAUUGCCCUGUAUGCGACUAUGCAGCUUCCAAGAAGUGUAAUCUACAGUAUCAUUUCAAAUCUAAGCAUCCUACUUGUCCUAAUAAAACAAUGGAUGUCUCAAAAGUGAAACUAAAGAAAACCAAAAAGCAAGAGGCUGACUUACCUGAUAACAAUAUUACCAAUGAAAAAACAGAAACAGAGCAGAUAAAAAUAAAGGGGGACGUGGCUGGAAAGAAAAACGAGAAGUCUGUAAAAGGGGAGAAAAGAGAUGUUUCAAAAGAGAAAAAGGCUUCUAGUAGCGUCUCAGUGAUCCAGGUGACUACCAGAACUCGCAAAUCAGCAGCAGAGACUAAAGAGACGGAUGUGCACACGGGAGGUAAUUCAGAAAAGUUCUGUAAAACCAAGAAAAGCAAAAGGAAGAUGGAAGCCGAAGCCCAGUCCCCACGUGGUCCUGUGAAUGAUGAGGAACCUGCGACGAAAAAGAAAAAGAAGGUAGAAAGCAAAUCCAAAAGCAGUCAGGAAGUGCCAAAGGCUGACAGCAAAGUGGAGGAGAAUAAGAAGCAAAAUACCUGCGUGAAAAAAAGCACAAAGAAGAAAGCUCUAAAAAGCAAGUCAAGUAAAAGAAGCAGCAAGCCUGCUCAAAAGGAACCUGUGCAGAAGGGGGCUGCCGAGAAGGGGCCUGCUCCCGUGGAGGCGGUUCAGAAGGAGCCUGCUCAGGUGGGGCUGCCUCCUGCCACGGAGGCUGUUGAGGAGGGGCCUGCUCCUGUGGAAGUUGUUCAGGAGGAGCCUGCUCGGAUGGAGCUGCCUUCUUCCGUGGACGCGGUUCAGAAGGAGACUGCUCAGAUGGAGCUGCCUCCUCCCAUGGAGGUCGUUGAGAAGGAAGCCGCUCAGACAGGGCCCAUUCCCAUGGAGGUCGUUGAGAAGGAAGCCGCUCAGAUGGAGCUGCCUCCUCCCGUGGAGAUUGUUCAGGAGGAGCCUGCAAAGAUGGGGCCUGCUCCCAUGGAGGCUGUUCAGGAGGAAGCUGCUCAAAUGGAGCCGCCUCUUCCCGUGGAGGCUGUUCAGCAGGAGCCUGCUCAGAUGGAGCCGCCUCCUCCCCUAGAGCCUCCUCUUCCCAUGGAGCCAAUUCCCAAAAAGUCUCCUCUCCGAAAAGAUAGGAAGGAAAAGUCUAACGUGCAGAGCGAAAUGGCACGGAAGGAGCAAGUCCUUAUUGAAGUCGGCUUAGUGCCUGUGAAAGACAGCCGCCUUCUACAGGACAGUGCAAGGACACAGGCCCUCCCACCACCGUCGCCCCUGCUGCCAAAGGAAAGCUCAGAGGAAGAGGCAUCAAAAGACCAAAAAUUAUUCUCCGAAGGUGAAGGAAAUAAGGAAGCCCCUCUUCAAAAAGUAGGAGCAGAAGAGGCAGAUGAGAGCCCAGCUGGUCUUGCUGCUUAUGUCAAGGAAUCCACCAGCGUUUCAUCCUCUGGACAAAACUUGGAUAUGCCAGAGGGCGAAACUUCAGAUGGUAAACACCAGACUGACAAUAUUGUUUGUGACACGGAAAUGGACACUGAUCAGAGCACAACGGAGAACCUCCCUGGCAAAGACUCAGCAGUUGAAGAACCAGGUUCACCAUUGCUCCUUCCCCCCCCAACAGAAGAAAGUGAAGCAGUGUCCAAAACCACUGUGACGUCACCUCCUCUUACCAUGGCAGUAAACGAGUCUCAGGAAAUUGAUGAAGACGAAGGCAUACACAGUCACGAUGGAAGUGACCUAAGUGACAACAUGUCAGAGGGGAGUGAUGAUUCUGGAUUGCAUGGGGCUCGGCCAGCUCCACAAGAAACUAGUAGAAAAAAUGCAAAGGAAGCCUUGGCAGUGAAAGUGUCCAAGGAAGAUUUUGUUUGUAUCUUCUGUGAUCGUUCUUUCAGAAAGGAGAAAGAUUUCAGCAAACACCUCAAUCGCCAUUUGGUUAACGUGUACUUCCUAGAAAAAGCAGCUCAAGGACAGGAGUAAUGAAACUUUGGACAAGGUUUCAAUUCUUAGUUUGUAAGGUCUAUUACAUUUUAUAUCCAUUUAUAAUAGUAGAAAACUUUUUUAAGAUUGCUUUAAUUAGUGUCCAAUGUUGAUUUUUAAGUGGCAUUCUUUUCCUUAGGACUUUAUAUAUACCUGUUGAUUGUUGUAUACAUUUUAGCAAAUCCAAGGGAGUUAGUAUACUAAACCAGCAGACAAACCUAAAUCUGUUAGCUUAUGUGUUUAAUGGAAAUGAGACGGCCAAGAUGGUAUAAUAGCAUUCUGUUGCUUUGUCCAGCUACAGCUUGUCAGUUUUUUCUCCAUGUCUACUUCCCGUUUUACUUUAGUUUAUUUUUAGUUCCUUGUUUACCUCUAUAAAAAAUUGGCUCACUUACUAGCAAAUUACUUGAAGAAUUUGCCUGCUUUAUAUAAAGUUAGCACUUUAAGAUUUUGUUUUAGAGAAGAAAAGACAUUUAAAUUGAAGAGAAAUUCUCCCAACAAUGGACAUUCUAUCAGUCCAGGUAUUUACUUCCUGAGUUUUGAUCAAUAUUUCUAAUUUGUAUAUGUUAAUUGUCAUAAAAACAGUGAUUUUGGUGUGUUUUAUUUUGGUGCUUUAAUGGCUUAAGAUGUUGCACAUUGCUUUGUGUGUUUUUUUUUAACCUAUGCAGUUAAAUAUUUCCUAGAAAUAGCAUUUGUAUGAACAGUAACACUUUAUACAUAUAUGCAUGUUUAUUUUGGCCUCUCUGGAGGAGGGAUGCUUUUAGGCUUGUUUGCAAAAGGACAGUUUUCUUUUUCUUUGCUGCAAUUGUCUUUUUUGCAGAAUAAUAGUGUGUGCAAGUUUGUGAGCAAAUGAAACAUGCAGAUUCAAUCCUUUGAUUUUGAUUUUCACGUAUUAUAUCUAUGCCAGAAUCUGUAUUUUGUAUAAGUUAUUUAUUUUGAAUGGAUGUAGUGAAUUCACAGCUCUCAGUUUUGAUUUUGUAGUAAAUUAACCACUAGGUUCCAUAUUGAACAAAUUUUUAUCUCAAACACCAACCAUCAGUUAUUGGGUUUUUUGUGUGUUUUGGUACAGCUAAUUCCUGAUAGUAGAGUGUUAAAUCAUAUCAUUGAAGAAAACCUUUUCUCAUAGAUGGUUGGUGUCCAAGUAUGGCUACUUAAAUAUACUGAAUAAAGAACUGUAAGUGAUGGACAUUGCAGACCUGGAAUCAGGAGACAUAAUUAUUCCUUCAAGUUUUUAUAGAAUAUCACUUGGGAGAUUCCAAAGCCAUAGCUAUUAUACAGCAAACCCUAGGAUCAGAGAGGUGGUAUGAGUGCUGGCAGACCAGCUGCAGCUUCCUAGAAAUACAGUGAAAAAGGCUGGUGAAACUUAAGUACGGUCCAGAUUUUAAAAAAUCAUACUUUCUCAGGGAUCUCCACAAACCAGUGGGUGUCCUGGCUGUGCCUGUGACAGCCUCAUUCUACAGGUGAGGCCUCAAAUGAAUUCGUUACUCUGAGGUGUUCUGUGGGGCACUUUGUAUGAAAAAGGGCGUGUACUCCAAAACUUUUUUUCCUAGAUUCUUUGGCCAGUUGCCAAAGAUUAGGGAAGAAUCCAACCUAGGAUUUUUCUUACUGAUAGGAGUUAUUCAUUGCAGUAAAAUAAAGUAUAAUCCCAAUAGAGAAUCUUGAAUUCUGACCUCCCAUAUUCUAUUUUGAUAUAACCACUUUAUAUUUCAUUUACUUUUUUUUGAAUCCGGUGAUCUCUUUCAGGUAGGUAGCAGAUUUUGGCAGUACAACAUGAAAGAUUAGGAAAAACGUUAAUGAUGUGUGGGUGGAAAACUUGUUCAAAAUCUGAGAGAGAAGUCUGAGUUAAAAGUUGUUUGGAAAAGGAAAAAAAAACAAAAACAAAA